AUGAAAAUAAUAGGACUUAAGGGCUUAGAGGAUGGAAGAGUAUGUUUAGUUCUACUACUAGGUUACAAAUCUCUAUUUUCUGAAAUUUGAAUUCAUGGAGAAAGUUUGCUUUGUGUUCAAUCUCGUUGGGAUAAUUUUGGCAGCAAUCUAGUAUGAAUUGGAAUUUGAAGAAUACGACUCUGAUGAUCCAUUUAGAGAUGUAUAGAAAUUAUGUAAAUUAGAUAUCGUAAUGGCUGCUAUGGAUGAUAGCUGGUUCAACUCUUCUCUUGAUAUACUUUACAUAUUAUCGUUAUUAGACCAAAAUAUAAUGGUUAAAGUCCAGAGGAGUGAUUGGUCCAAGAGAAAAGUUUUACGAUAUCAAUGAGAACUUCUACAUGAUAAUUGAGAUCGUAAUAUACUGUCUAAUACCUUUAUCGUUCACUGAGACCAUGAGGAUCUCUUUUUAUAAUGUAGCUCAAGGAGCAGAAGCCUAUUAUCAUAUCAAUGAAAUGCUAACACUAUUAAUGGUGGUCAGAGUAAUCUAUCUCUAUAGGACAGUCUUGACAUUGACAUUUUGGGCCAGCAAUAGAACAUUAAGAGUUUGCGAUCUCUAUUCUUGCGAGCAUAACUAUUUGUUUGUUGUAAAAUCUCUUUUAAAAACUUCUCCUUACCUUACCUAAUUUUUGAUGUUAUUAUCACUUAUUUUUGUGUUUGGCUACCAAUUAAGAAUUUGUGAACGACCAUUAACAAGAUUUAAUGAAAAUAUUGACAAUUUGGGUGUCUAUUAUAAUAGUGUUUGGUGUAUAAUUAUAACAAUAACAUUUGUUGGUUAUGGUGACUACUAUCCUAGGACAGAUUUAGGCAGAUUCGUUGUUAUAGUUGUGUGUAUUAUUGGAGUAUUUUUAAUGUCUGUCAUGAUUGUGGCUUUUAUUGAAUCACUCAAGGCAACACCAAUUGAGAGUUAGACCAUGUCCCUUUUGGAAAGAAUUCGUCUGCGUGAACUAGUCAAAAACGAAGCUGCCUAAGUGAUUAAAUUAAGCAUGUAACAAGCAUUUAGAUGGAGGUAAAUGUAUAUAAAUAAUUGUAGGAAUGGUACGUUGACAGAAAAAAAAUAGCAUUAAAUAGAGAUAGCUUUAAGAUUAGCUUUAUAUAACUUCAAGUUUGCAUUACAACAAUAGAGCAAAUUUGGAAUGGAUAAUUAGAGUGAAAAUAUCAUUAAUCAUAUUGGAUUUUUGGGCUUGGAUCUGAAGUAAUUAAGAAAUGAGUAAAAUUGGGAUGUCAGAUUAGUGAUGGAAAAGUUAGAAAAAUAAGAAUAACUUUCAAAAUAAUUGAUGGAAAAGUUGAACGCCGUUUUAUCAGAAAAGAAGUGACA
Messenger RNA from Paramecium octaurelia, 1351 nucleotides. The record is from the annotation of a GenBank genome assembly. Lineage: Eukaryota; Ciliophora; Oligohymenophorea; Peniculida; Parameciidae.